AUGCGAAUCAAGAAUCAAGCACCAUAUGGUGCUGCGAUCUCCGAAGGCACACCACCAAAGACGAGCCAUUCGCUGGCUAAUACUAGUUCCUACACGAUCGGCUUUGGAACACCACGUUCGAAUGGCCGUCCCCAGCCGAAUAACUCAUGCACUCUCGGUAUUACGAGAAUUCAACCUUGUCGACAGCAAAGUGGAUUUCAAACGACUACGACGACGGUCUACAUAAAUGACACUGUUAGCUUUGAAUUGGCAUCAAACAAGUCAACAAAGGGGGUGCCUAAUUUCCAAGUCGCUACUCUCGACACGUUUUACGCAAGCUUUGUUUUGCCGGCACCUCAGGCCGGCUUCUUAGGUCUUAAUCGACCAUGUGACUUGCUUGGAAGCACGUUAGUUGAAAUAAGAUCUGGAUACCAUGCCAGUUUCAUCAAUCAGCUUUAUGAGCGUGGUCUUAUUCCUGGACGCACUAUCAGUGUUUAUAUCGGCCAAGAUGUACCAGAUAUCGACAAUGCCAUGUUGCUCAUCAAUGGCAAGGAUGCCGCGAAGAAGGCCUCAACUCCCUCUACCGUUCCGAUGGACACAUCGCAGGAGAUAAAUGCGCUUGGGGCCAAUCCGUCUCGUUUUCAUAUCAACGUCACCAGUCCAGUGGCACUGACGACUUCCAAAGGUGCCUCAAAUGCAACAUCCAGCCGUUCUUCCACCCCAACAACUACCUAUCAGACAUUCUCCUUAUCCCCAACAGACAGCUCGGCCUAG
Molecule: messenger RNA, 753 nt
Organism: Talaromyces proteolyticus
Lineage: Eukaryota; Fungi; Ascomycota; Eurotiomycetes; Eurotiales; Trichocomaceae
Exons: 2
Coding region: 1-753 (250 amino acids)
Source: RefSeq, a predicted model, not a curated record